UAUUUCAUAAAGUGAUUACCGAUUCACGGAAUAUUUUCGGUUACUUCUCGAGAGCUUAAAUUGCUGCAGCACAAGUAAUAGCCACAACUAGGUUGCCGCGGAUGUAGACGGGAUAUACUUGUUGCUCUUUCAGGCCCAGGAAGUGAAACACGCUUGGAACUUGACUGAUCUGCCGGACCAAGAGGCAUGGAGUUUAACGUUAGUUUUGAGCCUCAAACAAACUCAACAUAAGUUGGUCAUCAUUAAUCCCGUGAAAAAGUCUGGAAUCAGUUGACAUUGGAUGCAAAGUCGGUCAUGGCCGAGUCUUGAGUGGGCAACUAAAUUGCAUUUGGUCUGGCUGUUGAUGAUGAGCCCAAUGACUGGCUGGUCAAAUAUUCACACCGUCUUUGAGGGGACAGCAACAAGAUAAGAGAAGACCUCCCCUUCUGAGGAAUUGUGAAACAUGCCCUUGCCAUUUGGCUUAAAACUUAAAAGGACUCGAAGGUAUACCGUUUCAAGCAAGAGUUGUCUUGUCACUCGGAUCCAGCUGCUCAAUGGGGAGUUUGUUGAGUUUACACUUUCUGUGGAGAGCACCGGGCAGGAAUGUUUGGAGGCAGUUGCUCAGAGACUCGAGUUAAGGGAGAUAACAUACUUCAGUCUGUGGUACUUCAACAAGCAGAACCAGCAGAGAUGGAUUGACCUGGAGAAGCCCCUGAAGAAGCAGCUUGACAAGUAUGGGCUGGAGCCCACCGUUUACUUUGGAGUGGUGUUUUACGUACCAAGUGUCACCCAACUCCAACAGGAAAUCACGAGAUAUCAGUAUUACCUGCAGCUGAAGAAGGAUGUUCUUGAGGGCCGGAUCCCAUGCUCGAUAGAACAAGCAAUUCGCUUGGCUGGCCUGGCAGUGCAAGCUGACUUUGGAGACUUCAAUCGGUAUGAUUCCCAGGAGUUCCUCCAGAAGUUUGUGCUGUUUCCCAUUGGUUGGAUCCAGGAUGAGAGAGUGCUCGAGGAGGCCACGCAGAAAGUGGCUCUUCUCUAUCAGACCUACAGGGGGUUGUCAGCCCCAGAGGCAGAGAUGUUGUACAUGCAAGAGGUGGAGAAAAUGGAAGGCUAUGGCCAGGAAAGCUAUCAAGCCAAGGACAGUACGGGCACAGACAUUAUCCUAGGAGCCUGUCUGGAUGGCAUCUUUGUCAAGCAUAAAAACGGCAGGCCGCCUCUUGUAUUUAGGUGGAAUGAAAUUAAUAACAUGAGUCACAACAAGUCUUUCUUUGCCCUGGAGCUAGCCAACAAAGAGGAAAGCGUUCAGUUCCAGACCGAAGACAUGGAAACCUCCAAAUAUGUGUGCCGGAUGUGUCUGGCCAGGCACAAGUUUUAUAAGAUUAACAAGAGUAGCCUUCAAACCCAGCCUACAGUUGUCAACCCAGUCAGACGGAGAUCUUCAACUAGACUGUCUCUGCCAAAGCCUCAGGCCUACAUGAUGCCCCCACCUCAAAUGCACUACAAUGGCCACUUCACUGAGCCCUACACAUCAUCGCAAGACAACCUGUACAUGAAUAAUCAGAACGGUUACUACUACCACUCGCAGACCAGCCUAGACUGCUCCCCUCUGGAGUACAGCAGUGGUGGGCGGUUACGCAAUGGCAGUGUGUAUAGCGCCCACAGCACCAGCUCUCUCACCAAUCCCCAGCACUACCUCCAGCCCUCACCCAUGUCCUCCAACCCUUCCAUCACCGGUAGUGACAUCACCCGGCCUGAUUACGUCCCCUCGCACCGUCACAGUGCCCUCAUCCCGCCCUCCUAUCGCGCCACACCUGAUUAUGAGACAGUGAUGCGGCAGAAGAACCGGGGUGCAGGAGGAGGGAUGGUUCUCGCUCCAGAGCACCGGCAGAGCCACUCCAUGAGGAACCUGAACAUUGGAAAUUCCUACGCUUACAGCAGACCAGACCCUCUAGUUUACAGCCAACCAGAGAUCAGGGGAGAGCACGGUGGAGGAACCCAUCAUCACCACUACCCUUUCCAUCUUAACUCCAGCUUUCAUAGCCCCUCUCCUUACCCUUAUCCCACAGAGAGGAGGCCUGUGGUGGGGGCAGUCAGUGUCCCAGAGCUCACCAAUGUCCAGCUGCAACAGGCGCAGGAAUACCCGGCUCCAAACAUCAUGAGAACACAGGUGUACCGACCACCUCCUCCCUACCCAUACGCCCACCCGCGGCCUGCUAAUAGUACACCUGACCUGUCACGCCACCUCUAUGUCAGCAGCAGCAACCCGGACCUGAUCAUUACGCGGCGUGUGCACCACUCAGUCCAGACCUUCCAAGAGGACAGCCUGCCGGUUGCCCACUCCUUACAGGAGGUGUCAGAACCCCUCCUACUCAGUGGACCCUUACAUGGCCACCCACAUCAUGCCCAGAAGCGCAAUUCCAUUGAGAUUGCCGGGUUGGCAUAUAGUCUAGAGGGGAUGAGGGUCAAAGAGCGGACGGUGUCUUCGUCAGCAGCUGAAACUGCCACACCGCCUCCAGCCCUGCGCGGCGGUCCUUCUCAGGGCUCUCAGCUCAAUGUGUUCUUGGAACGUACCAAGACAGAGGACGGGGGUGACAUGAGGGAGGACGUACACUAUGGACACAAGAAGUCUCUUUCGGAUGCCACCAUGCUGGUUCAUAGUAGUGGGGAAGAGGAGGAGUUUGAGGACGACAGUGGACGUCACACACCCCUUUCCCAAGACGUUAUUGCAGCCAUUCUUCCCGACCAGCAGCCUAAACAACAUCACAGCUUGACCUCUCUCUCCUCUCUGACACAUCAACAACAGACUCCCAAAGAGCCUCCACCUGCAUACCCCAUUGGCUCCUCCCUUGACCCUGCUAUUACUGGCUCGCUAACCUAUCAAGCCCACCCUCUGAUCCAUGAGGUGGAGCCUCUGUACCUGUUGUCAGAUCUGCGGCAACCCAGGAUUAUGCCUUCUGUGUCAGAGGGAGACCUGAGCGGCCAGGCCAAGCAGAAGGCCAAUAAGGACUUCAAGAAGAGGCCUGUGUCUGAUGUGCCAGCUGGGAAGAAAACAGUAGAGGGUUUGCCCCCUGCGGGCAUGAAGAAAGGAGCCAGGUCAGAAGUGAAGAAGAUGGGCCCUCUGAAGGUGGCGGCCCUCAAUGGCCUUUCACUGUCUAGGCUGCCAUUGCACAACGAGGGCAAGGACGAGCCUGAGAGGGCCUCUAAUGAUGAGAGGUGUAAAUUGCUGGAGCAGCGUAUGGAACAGGGCAUGGUGUUUACUGAGUUUGAGCAGAUCCCAAAGCGCCGUGCAUCAGGGGAAUGCACCAUCGCCCAGCUACAGGAGAGUGCGGAGAGAAACCGCUUCCAAGAUGUUCUGCCUUAUGAUGACACCCGAGUGGAGCUGGUUCCCACUAAGGAAAACAACACAGGCUACAUCAAUGCUUCACAUAUCAAAAUAACAGUGAGUGGACAUGAGUGGAGCUACAUCGCCUCACAGGGUCCCCUAUCCAACACUUGCCAGGACUUCUGGCAGAUGGUGUGGGAACAGGGUGUCGCCAUCAUUGCCAUGGUCACUGCUGAGGAGGAGGGCGGCAGAGAAAAGAGCUUCCGCUAUUGGCCCCGACUCGGCUCACGGCACAACACGGUAACGUACGGCCGCUUCAAGAUCACCACAAGGUUCCGCACAGACUCUGGCUGCUAUGCCACCACAGGACUGAAGAUCAAACACCUUCUGACUGGCCAAGAGAGGACUGUCUGGCACCUGCAGUACACAGACUGGCCUGACCACGGAUGUCCUGAGGACUUCAAAGGCUUCAUCUCCUAUCUGGAGGAGAUCCAGUCUGUGAGGAGACACACAAACAGCAUCAGUGACCCAAAGAACACCAACCUGCCUGUGCUGGUGCACUGUAGUGCCGGAGUGGGCCGGACCGGAGUCGUCAUCCUGACUGAGGUCAUGAUCGCCUGUUUAGAGCACAAUGAGAUGUUGGAUGUCCCAACAGUUCUGAGCAUGCUCCGUAAGCAGAGGAUGAUGAUGGUCCAGACCAUCUCUCAGUAUGUCUUCAUCUACAAGGUCCUCAUCCAGUACCUCCGCAACUCCCGGCUCAUCUGAGCUCUUCAUCUCCCAACCUCUGCUGUGAUCAGAUCAUCGCAGGGUGGAAUUUUCUCAAGGCUCAUGCCAAACUGAAUCGUGAUGGUACAACACUAGAAAUGACUUCGAACAUAGCAGCCGGUGGUUGGCAUUUGCUUAAGUAUUAAAAUAGGCAAGACUGAUGGAACGAAUGAUGUGUGGAUGCACAGUAAAGACUUACCGCCACCUGAAGGAGCAUACUUCCAUAUGACCUGCCUCUUAACAGUAUUAUAUUUCACUGUUGUUUUUUUUUUUUUUUUUUUUACAAACAUUAUUGCUUAAUGAAGCCCAGCACUUUUUUCAGUACUUUGCUGUACAUAAUGAACCAAGGUUAAGCUGCAGUAAAAAUCUAUAUUAUGAUUGUGUAUCAAAAGCAAUUGAUCUAUUUUCAUUUAACUAAGGUCACUUUUAAGAUGAGUUUGUUACUGAAUCGCAGUUAUGACAAUUGGUUCUGCUAAUGAAGGACUGUCUAAUAAUGAUGAAGAUGUUUAUGAUGAUGAACUGUAGUUUGGAAAAAGACAAAAGUUUAUUCUUUGUCUUGAGUAUAGAGCCCAGAGAUGAGACAGAUUUUAACAUUGCCAUGUGGUACAGAUGGGAACUUGUCCUAAGGCCAUUCAUUUGACUUGUUUUAUAACAAAAAUAUAGAUUUACAUUUGGUGUGAUGCUAAUGUGUAUCAUGGUGGUUAAAAGUCAGGCCAAGUUAAAUGGCUUUGCCACCAAAGAGCCAUUUGGCAGGACAGUAUGAUUUUUUAGCACACCCUACUUAUUGUUGUGGAGGUACAGAGGACAAUUUGAGAGACUUAGGGGUUCUCAGUUCUCAGGUUUUCACUAAAGAAUCCUUAUCAUCCAAUUUACAUUCACCCAGCCAUAGCACUCAGACUUGGAAGUCCUUAAUCCAGAUAAUUUAAGUUUUUGUCUUAAAGAACCUGCUUAUUUUAACAUCAGUUCAAGGUUUUAUACAAAAUUCUGACCCUAAAGGCCUUUUUGGAUUAGUGUUCCCUUCUGUUCCUGAAGACGCUUGGAGAAAUGACUGUGGAUUUCUUUUAGUGUGUGAAUGCGACUGUCCCACUGUGCUUCAACACUUGGCCAAAUUCAUGCAAAUGCUGUGGGUGGGAGACAAUGCAUUGAUGGCCAUAAAUAUGUCUAGAUUUUAGAAAAACCUAUGGUUGAAAUGGAUAUGAGAAGAGGAAGAAUGUCAGAAAAAAAGAAUCAGAAGCAGAGUGAUGUUUUGAGAAAAGCAGGGUUUUGGUAAAACUGGAAAACUGAUUUUAUAUUCAUAUUUUUCAAGACUUUUCUAUGGUGAGAGCUGUUGUUUGUUGACUAAUUGAACUUGGUAUGCUCUGUCAUGAGUGCUGUAUUUAUUGAGCAAGAGCAAUAUAUUUUCAGUUACAUUUUGUCAAGAUAAAGUGCCUCAAUAUUAUUUACAAUGUAUAGUUGAAAGGGCUCUAAGUAAUUUUGCAUAUUAAGGAAAUCUUAAAAAAAGUUCUUUUUUCAUUCUGUGUCAUUUAUUUCUCAUGUAUCAUAAUUGCAGUGAUAUGUAUUAAUAAUGCCAAUCAAUACAUUUGAGAAACACCUGCAAAGGACACUUGGAAAAGACAUCUAAUGUAUUCUCUUCCUCCUUUUCUUUCCAUGAACUUGAGUGGUUUCAAGACUUGGCAUUCAAAGAAAGGAAACCAUAAAUUCUUUCAUUGGGCCACGUUCCCUAAAACCCUCAUAAUAUUGCAUUUGUGUUGUUGCAGGAACAUAGAACAAAGAUGUAAAAAUGCCUAGUGAAGAUGGAGAAAGGCGUCAAACAGUAUAGCUUUGCGUUUCAUCUUCCUGAAGAGAGCUGUCAGAGUGUUGUACAGUAUCACCGCGAGUCCACCUCUGCUGGCUGUGGUAAACUGUUAGCCCAUGCUCAGUGUUAGUGUGAAGUUUUGCAUCUCAGGGCCACAUCACAGGGGACGGCAGCGGGUUAUUGGGGGGUCAGACCAGCUCCAGUUACAGCACUCUGGCUGUCAAACUUGUUUUCACUCCAGGGACAUUUGCUCUUCCUAAGACUCAUUCUGCUGUUACAAAUGACCACAUCUCCGAUCACAUUUGACUGGAGAUGUCAUAGUUAGUGCUGGUUCCCUUUUUCCAGCCAUGGUUGCUGUUAGUUACGACUUUACCUGUAUAGAAACACUGCUUACAACUUUCCAACAUCAGCUGCUGUUUGAGAAGUAUAAGCUUGUCACACAAAUGAAGGAGCCAACUGAAUUUAUAAUUUGGCCAAAGGGAAAACCUUGUCCUCGUUUUCUUACCCUGAGGUUUGGUUUGUUUAUUGAAUGAUUUUUUGUGUCAAGGUGGCAGGGGUUUUGGCCUUAUUUAUUUGACUGGAAACUAUGAACCCUUUACUGAGAAGAAGGUUGGUUGAAAACUGGAUCUUAAGAAGCCCGAAUCAGUUGACUCAAGUUUUGUGCAGUUUUAAUAUGAUGCUGAUUUGAGUCUUAGUGUGGAGACUCGACACUAGAUGUUUUUGUGGCAAAGAUGAACUGGUUUUGUCGAUGGUAUGUUGUAGCUGUUGAUGAUGUACACAAUGUAAAAUUCUCAGCUUUAAAACAUGUUUAUUGUACAAACUGUAUAAAUUGUAUCUAAUUAACAUGGUAUCCCAUUGGAAAGACAAGUGUAGAAAAUCAUUUCAGCUAUGAAUAAAUAUUUGGAAA
Messenger RNA from Myripristis murdjan (pinecone soldierfish), 6768 nucleotides. It is a transcript of the gene ptpn21, whose product is annotated as protein tyrosine phosphatase non-receptor type 21. The record is from RefSeq and is a predicted model, not a curated record. NCBI's taxonomy places the organism in Eukaryota, Metazoa, Chordata, Actinopteri, Holocentriformes, Holocentridae. Bases 443 to 4066 code for a protein of 1207 amino acids. Gene Ontology annotation, cellular component: cytoskeleton; cytoplasm. Gene Ontology annotation, biological process: protein dephosphorylation. Gene Ontology annotation, molecular function: protein tyrosine phosphatase activity. The transcript has 19 exons.